Molecule: messenger RNA, 1258 nt
Organism: Colletotrichum phormii
Lineage: Eukaryota; Fungi; Ascomycota; Sordariomycetes; Glomerellales; Glomerellaceae
Product: major facilitator superfamily domain-containing protein
Exons: 5
Coding region: 46-1140 (364 amino acids)
Biological process (GO): transmembrane transport
Cellular component (GO): membrane
Molecular function (GO): transmembrane transporter activity
Source: RefSeq, a predicted model, not a curated record
GCUUCACAUGUCCCAUUCUUCUGAAUCAGAUAAUCCUUUGUCAACAUGGCUUCUCCUCGUGAUUCCACACGCGGCUCAGUCGAUGUCAAAGUCAGGAUUGAAUGGGAAGAAAACACUCAGACCCGCGACCCUCUACUGGAGCCCUACGACCUCAUCAGAGACAAAACCCCCGAACAGCUCAAAUCACUCAAUAGAGCUGUUAAAUUUCUGCCGAUGGUGUGCGCCAUGCUUAUGAUGAAUUAUCUAGACCGCAUCAACGUUUCCAACGCACGACUUGCCGGCAUGCAAGAUGAUCUGCACAUGUCAGACAUCAUGUGGUCCGCCGGUAUCUCGCUUUUUUACGUGGGAUAUAUCAUUUCGCAGGUUCUCGCGAAUGUCAUCAUCGCGAAGGGAAAGCCACGAACUUUGCUUCCAUGCUGUAUGAUCGGGUGGUCGAUCACCACCAUAUGCAUGCCCCGUGAAGGCCCCUUUGUGCCAGCGGUGUCGUUGAUGACAUCGUCUUGGUACACAAAGCAUGAGUCUCUCCUCCGUAUGGGAACUUGGCACGCUGGAAACACCAUUUCGCAGGCCGUUUCGGGCCUCCUAGCUGCUAAAGUCCUCCGCAAUAUGAAUGGUAUAGCUGGGCUAUCACCAUGUCAAUGGUUCUUGCUUCUUGAGGGUAUUGUCAGCAUCAUUGUUGGUCUAGCCAGCUUUUGGCUUAUUCCCAACUUUCCCGAGUCGACUGGCACCUAUUUUUUAACCGCCGAGGAGUCGCAAAUGGCCCAAUACCGGCAAACUGUGUCAGCUGGCGGUCGAACUGAAGACGACGAGGGCGACUAUUGGGGAGGAGUAUGGAUGGCACUCAAAGACCCAUUCACAUACCUCUUCUCUGCUAUACAUUUCUCCCUAAUCAUCGCCCAGUCUUAUAAAGACUUCUUUCCAUCCAUCCUUACUACUCUUGGAUUUGGGACUACCGAGACGUGCCUUAUUCAAGCGCCACCUCCAAUCAUUGCAUUUCUUGUGACUUUGGCAGUUUCUUGGUCGUCCGGCCGGAUGCUUGAGCAUGGCUACCACAUUAUCAUUCCGAUUCUGUUGACACUGGUUGGGUGCAUUGUGAUGAUCACAACGCUCAAUGAACCGCAGUACUUGGGAUUGCAAUGACGAGGAGGGCAAGAUUCACCGACCAAGCUACCGUGUAACGGGGGCCGGCGCUCUUUGGGUAUAGAUACGGAGUCCAAACCAGUGCGAGGUUUCCGAUUGAAUUAUUCGCAGCCAAGGC